Pelodiscus sinensis (Chinese soft-shelled turtle) is the source of this 695-nucleotide messenger RNA. The record is from RefSeq and is a predicted model, not a curated record. NCBI's taxonomy places the organism in Eukaryota, Metazoa, Chordata, Testudines, Trionychidae.
GGCUCCAGAGCAGGUCACACCAGGGUUAUGAGAGAAAUAUAAGGUAAAGAGUGACACUGAAGAAAGAUGAGAUUUGGCUGUCUUUCCUUUCGGCAACCCUAUGCUGGAUUGGUGUUGAACAAAAUCAAAACAGUAGAGACUCGUUGGCGUCCUUUGUUGGCAGACUACAACAACUGCACUAUUGCUAUUCACAUAGCUUUUAAGGACUGGGAAGAUGAAACCUGGAAAGAAAUCCUUCUGAAUAGACUUGCCAUGACACCUACACAAGUUCAAGAGUUAUUGGAAAAAGGGGAAAAAUUUGGUAGAGGAGUUAUUGCUGGGCUAGUUGACAUUGGAGAGACAUCACGGUAUCCAGAAAACUUAUCUCCAGAGAAGAUUUUGGAGCUGGAAAAUCAAGCUGUACUAACUAGCCUGGAACAGAAAUACUUGACUGUUAUUUCAAAUCCAAGAUGGUUACUGGAACCAAUUCCUGCUAGAGGGGGCAAAGAUAUAUGGAAAGUGGAUAUCCCAAAGGAACUGAUCCCUUUGGAAUAUGGCACUAUUCAAGUUCUUUUAAGGAUGUGUUAAAGUCUUAGUAGGAUGGACUAAAAAUGAGGACUACAUUUUAAAUUAGCAUCAGUGUUUCGAAGCAAGAUACAACUCUUACUCUCAGGCAUAGGCCUUAUUUUGAAAUAAAAUAUAUGAAUAUCUGCUUA